Messenger RNA from Uloborus diversus, 7293 nucleotides. It is a transcript of the gene DNApol-theta, whose product is annotated as DNA polymerase theta-like. Gene Ontology annotation, biological process: DNA-templated DNA replication; double-strand break repair via alternative nonhomologous end joining. Gene Ontology annotation, molecular function: DNA-directed DNA polymerase activity; ATP binding; DNA binding. The record is from RefSeq and is a predicted model, not a curated record. The transcript is spliced from 23 exons. NCBI's taxonomy places the organism in Eukaryota, Metazoa, Arthropoda, Arachnida, Araneae, Uloboridae.
AUGUUCAUUGUGGUUCUCGAAAGCUGUAGAGACUUAUCCAAUUGGGGUCUUCCAUCCGCCAUUGUGUAUGCGUAUAGAGCCAGGAAUAUCAACAUCAUGUUUCCGUGGCAAGUAGAAUGCCUCUCAAUGAAGAAUGUUCUAGACGGUGGUAAUCUGGUUUACUCUGCCCCUACAAGCGCAGGGAAAACUUUAGUGGCUGAAAUACUAAUGCUGAAGAAAGUGGUUGAGACGAGAAAGAAAGCCCUGAUGAUUUUGCCAUUUGUGUCGGUUGUGCGUGAGAAAGUGAAUUAUUUUCAGGAGAUGUUUCAAGAUGCUGGCAUUGUAGUUGGUGGUUAUAUGGGUGCCCAUAGACCUGCAGGUGGUUUCAAAGCUGUUGAUAUUGCAAUCUGCACCAUUGAAAAAGCUAAUAAUCUUAUAAAUCGGUUGAUGGAGGAAAACCGGUUAGAUGAAUUAGGAAUUUUAGUAGUUGAUGAGCUUCACAUGCUGGGUGAUCAUAGUCGAGGUUACUUAUUGGAGCUACUUCUCACUAAACUGCUUUACAAUAGCAAAAAAAAUAAUGUAAAUAUUCAAGUUGUGGGAAUGAGUGCAACUCUGCCAAAUCUCAACGUCCUCGCUUUCUGGCUGAAUGCCGAAUUAUACCGUACAGACUAUAGGCCUGUACCUUUGCAGGAAAUGUACAAAAUUGGAAAUAUGAUUUUUGAUGCUAAAACUUCUCAACUGAGCAGAGAUCUCAAAAAUAUAGAACUGUCUUUUCCUAAUGAUUCUGAUCACACUAUUUACCUGACAAUGGAAACCAUUGCAGCCGGUCACGGUGUUUUAAUCUUUUGUCCAUCAAAAAAUUGGUGUGAAAAGUUGGCUACAAAUAUUGCUAGAGAAAUUUACAAUACUGGUAAACCGUCUGGAAAACUACACGGUAAUUCAUCUGUGAAUAAUUUAGGAGAGAAAUUGCGUGAGCAUAUAAAUGGUACAGCUGUUAACAGCAUUCUUCAACAGUUAAAGGAAUCACCUGCUGGGUUGGAUUCAGUUCUGGUUCUUACGGUUCCGUUUGGAGUUGCCUUUCACCAUGCAGGACUAACUUUUGAUGAGCGUGAUAUUGUUGAAGGUGCUUUUAAGCAAGGAAUUCUCAAAGUUUUAGUAGCCACAACAACUUUAUCCUCUGGUGUGAAUCUUCCAGCUAGAAGAGUUUUGAUCCGAUCUCCCUUGUUUUGUGGCUCUGUUAUUGAUGUUUUGAGCUAUAAACAAAUGGUCGGAAGAGCGGGAAGAAAAGGAAUAGAUAAUGCAGGUGAAAGUAUUUUGAUAUGUAAAGAUUCUGAGAGGAAUGCAGGCAUGUCAUUGGUGAAAGCAGAACUACCACCUGUUAAAUCUUGCCUCAUACGAUCUGGUAAAAAUGGUUUGCAUUCCAGCUUAAAACGAGCUAUCAUUGAGGUGAUAGCCAGUGGUGUUGUCUGUUCUCACGAAGAAGUUGCUCAGUAUGCUGGAUGUACUCUACUUUUUGCUUCUAUGAUACAUGAAAGCAACUCCAAGGAUCUAUCAGAUGAUGACGUAGACGCAUCCAUAAAUAAAUGCCUAAAUUACCUUCUUGACAAUGAAUUUAUCUUUAAACAGGAAAAAAAUGAAGAGGGUAUCAUUCAGAUAAGCUACAAACCAAGUCAGCUGGGUCUUGCAGUUUUAGCGUCUGGAUUUUCUCCUGAGGAUGCUUUGCGGGUGUUAAAAGAACUUCAGUUAGCUCGAAGAUGUUUUGUUUUAGAAAAUGAUUUACAUAUCUUGUAUGAAGUUACACCUCCCUAUUUAAGUGAACAAAUGGGAGCAAUAAACUGGAUGCAGUUCUUAUCAAUUUGGGAAGAUCUUUCUGAUGAAUAUCAAAGAGUUGGUGAAUUAAUUGGUGUGCGAGAAAGUUUCAUAGGACUUGGAGUCCAAGGGCGGCUUAACAGAAAUGAUAGUAAAACUGCACAUAAACUUGCUAUUCAUCAGCGAUUUUUUGCAGCCUUAGCACUGAAUGAUCUAAUUCAGGAAACUCCCCUGUCUGCUGUUUCUGAAAAAUACAGUUGUACUAAAGGCAUUUUACAGUCACUUCAGCAAACAACAUCUACUUUUGCUGGAAUGUUGACAAUUUUCUGCAAUCGACUUGGAUGGCACAAUUUAGAACUGUUGUUUACUAACUUUCAAAAACGAGUUCAUUUUGGUGUGCAGCAAGAAUUAUGUGAACUUGUUCAGCUGUCCACAUUGAAUGCCCAGAGAGCAAGAUUCUUGUACAAUGCAGGAUUUGAGACCAUUGCUUCUUUGGCUAGUGCUGAGCCCAAGGAUUUGGCCCUUUUACUUUGCAAUGCAGGAUCAUUUGAAAGUGCAAAACAACUUGAUGGUGCUGUGGCUGAAGAAGCUUUACGCCGCUGUGAAGUGAAAAGAAUACGAAUAACUGGAAAACAAGGUGUGGAUGAAACAGAGGCUGCCAAGUUAAUAAUAAAAGAAGCUCAGAUGUUCAUUAAGCAAGAGCUUGGUAUUAAAACAAUAUCAUGGCGAGCAGAGAAAGUUUCAGAGCCUCAACCUACUCAGGUAUCAAAUGAUAGAAAAAAUGUGGAACAUGAAAACGUCUCUGUGGAUUCACCCAUUUCAAAUAAAUCCAAAAUGGAGGCUUUAUCAGUGAGUUUAUCAAAAGAGCUGUUGGACAGCUGUAGAAAAGUGAAACAGGAUAGUAACCCCACUAGCUACAAUAAGUCACUGUCAAAUAUGAGUUCUAUUCAUACAGAAAAAGCAGAUGAAAUAUUGCAAAAUAGUAAGACAUGUAACGUAUCUGGUUCCAUUCAUUUUUCUGAGGGUACUCCAUUGGAUUUGAUUGUAGAUAAGGCACCUGUUUUGAACUCUACAUUCAGUAAAGGAAAGGGUGGGGAAAAUGUUGGAGAGGAAGAAGUUACUACUAGGGAGGUAAACAAAAGCUCUAUUCUUCAGAACUCAGUUAGACUUGUUGGCAACGAACAAAUUAUAGCAACUACUGAUUCAAAAAGCUCAUGUCGUUUACAAAAUGCUGAUGUAAAUCAUCAAGCAGAUGGGAGUUUCAACAAUAGGGAAUAUAAUGUAGACCUAAAUGUACCUGAAAUUGAAUUUCUUUUUGAGUCCUUUGAAAAAAGCAUGAUUUCUCGUUCAUUGAACGAUAAAGCUCAAAAUGGCUUGGUUUUGGAUGAUAAGUCGUUCAAUGAAAUUUUAUUGUCCCAAACAGCAGAAACAGGUGACAUAUACUUAUCAGAAUCAUUCGUGGAAGGAAAUGUAAAUUCUAAUGAGCAUUUGACUGCACCAUCCAGAGAAAUGUAUUUUUCUCCUAAUUUGCAAACAGUUGCUAAAACUGAGUGCAACAAUCACAAAGAUUCAGUUGCAAUCAAUGAUAAAAGCAGAGAAAAAAUGUGUAUUCUGAGUGAUUCUCAGAUUGAUUUCAUCUGCGACAAAGCAAUUUUUGCUUCUCAGGAAAAUUGUAAUUGUUUGGGUGUUGAAGACAAUGAAAUGCUACGGAAAAGCCUUAACAGUACAGGAAAGUGGUGUUUUACUGAAGAAUAUACUGCCGCAAAAGAUACUGAAACUAAAAUCCAAAGCACACCAAGAAGGAGCUUAGAUAAUGAAGUGGCUAUUGAUGAUAAUAACAUAAUAAAUGAAUUGUAUUCACCUAUUGAUGCAGGUUUUGAGCAAAAGGGCGUUAAACAGCCUUUUGAAGCUUUUGGUGAUGGAAAAAAUUCUUCUAAAGAAAUCUUAACUGCAGAAAAAGAUAUGGAAACUAGUGGAGAUUUGUUUGAACCAGAUGAACUGAUUCUGAAAGAUGAGGAACACAUAAAGAAUAAAAAUAACAUUUUGGUAACUGAACAUAAGACUGUAAAUUCACACAUCGACAUAAAGGGAAUUAGGCACAAGGUUUAUGAUUUUCUUACAAAACAUGAUUACAAGCAUAAUCAAGACCAGAUACAGCAACCUAGCAAAAUUAAGAAUGCCUUGAGAAGAAUUGAGUCUGAAAUGUUCAUUCCUACAAUUGAAAAUGAAGAUGAAAUUGAAAAGAAUCCCCCAGAUGAAAUUGAGGAGGUUCCAUGCUUGAAAGGGAACACCAUACAAAGGAUGGAAGAUAAAAGUUGCACUCUGUCGCUUGAUAGUUUUGAUGAAUUGAUGGUUCGAAACAGUACAGAUAUUUUCAAUCCUGAAACUACAAAAAUGGGAAAUGAGAGGCUGGGCAGAAAGUUCAAUGAAAUUACUGCUUCUUUAAUGGAAGAAAGCUCAAAAAUAUUCAAAUCAUGGGAAACUACUUUAACAGAAAUUUCAGAAAAGAAAAGCUUAAAUGUUAGUAAGUGCAAGGAAAAUAAGUUUUGUGAAAUACCGGUGAAAGAAAUUGAAUCACAUUCAAAAGAUGUGGGCACCAGAAAAGUUAUGCAGCUUAGUCAGGCAGAAAAGGUACCAAUUCAGAGUAAAAAUAUUUUCAAAACAGAGCCAGCAAAUGAAGAGGCUGUUAAAAGUGAAGAAGUGGAGAAGUUGCACUUUGAAAGCAAUUCUAGUUUUUUUGAACCUUGGGAAGAAUCUCAAAAUAUUAUUACUCCUACCCCUGCUACGGAACAGGUAAAAUUGGUGAACGAUUCUUGUAAUGAAAAUUGCCAGCUAACUGAUGAUUUUGUUAAUGAUUCAAAAAUUUUUCAGACUUGGGUAAACUCACAAUGCAAUACGACAACAAAAGUUACAGAAAAUAAAGACCUAGAGAAAUCAAGGAGUACUAAUAAUGACAAUGAAAGAUGCUUAAUUAAAGCACAUUCAAGGCUUUUUGAGUCACAUAGAAACUUUCAACGCCCUUCAUCCCCUCUAAAGUCGGAGGAAGUUUCAAAAAAUAGCCCUAAUCGGAAACAGAUUGAAGUAGGCAGUGGCGAUAUUGCAUUAGAUGAAAAUAUGUUUAUGAGUCCGGCUGCUGAGUUUACUAGUUUCUCAUCAGAUUGCUUAUCCCCUACUCCUCCCAAAACCAUGUCCACGAUAUGUAAUGAAAGAACACAAACGAACAAAACAGUGAAUUCACCUUGUAUAAAUAAAUUGAAAAAUGCAAGAAAGAAUGAGUCAAGUGCUUCUUAUCAAACUCCCAAAUCUUUACGAACAAAUUUUUCUAGAAAAGUGUUGCAAUCUGUGGAAAAAAUGUCUCCUUUAAAAACACCCAGCGCAGCUGAAGUUUUAAAUUUUAAAAUUGUGGAGAUUUCAAGUAAUGAGUUGAAAAAUUUCGUGAAGCAAUUAGUGAAGGUACCUAUGUUUGCGCUAUCUGUUGCUUGUGAAAAAGCCUUUUGUGAAAAGACAGUUAGCAUUGGUCCUCCAAAAACAAAAGAAAAAACAACAAAUGCUUCUCUGAAUGAUUGUAUCGUCAAUUCUGAUAUUAGAUUAACAGGCUUGUCUUUGUGUUGGGGUGACACUGCCUUCUUCAUUAAAUUUUAUGACUGUGAUCCCUCUGGUAAGAAUUGAAUACUUGAUAAAAUCAAAUUAGUUCAAGAUUUUUUUCAAAAACUGUCCUCUAGUAAAACUAUUGCUGCAUAUGACCUAAAGACUCAUUACAAAGUUUUAUGGCAAGGAUGCAAGAUACCUCUCCCACAAAGCAAGAACAUAACUUACAUGGAUCCAUCCAUUGCUGCUUGGCUUUUAGAUUCUGAGCAAGGCCAACUAUCUCUGCAAUCACUGGUUUCCAAAUUUUUUCCUGAUGCUAUGAAUUGCAUGCAAGAGUUUGACAAUAGAAAUGGCAGCAUUGGUUAUCAUUAUUGGAGCUCUGUUCCUGGAAUCAAAAGAGCUGCAGCAGAGUCAUACAUUUCUUUUCAUUUGACAAACAUACUUCUGAAUGAAUUGAGGAAUAAAAAAUUGCAUUCAACUUUUACAGAUGUCGAAAUGCCAGCCAUACUUUCUGUAGCCAAAAUGGAACAAAAUGGCUUAGGAUUUAAUUUGAAAUUGGCUAUGAGCUAUCGUCGAGAACUUCAGAAAAAACAGCAAGAACUUUUUAAGAAGUCUCAGCAGAUGGCUGGUAGGAAUUUCAAUAUUAAGUCUUCAAGAGAAAUUUCCAGGAUAUUAUUCAAGGAAUUGAAACUGAAUUCAUCACAGUUAUUGAAUAGCCCUUUGGCAAACAGGCACCUCUCGAUUGGAACUGUGACUCGAAGCGGUGGCAGAAGAUUACCACCCGAUUUGAGAACAAAUAAGGAAUGCCUAGAAAAAGUAAUGCACUUGCAUCCUUUGCCAAAAGCAAUUUUGGACUGGAGGAAAAUUUCCUUUGCGACAUCUAAGGUGUUGAUGCCACUGUUGAGAGAAAAUAAAUUUAACAGCUUCCUUAACAUGGAUCGAUUAUAUAGCACCUGCUAUGUAUACACUGUUACUGGGAGAAUCAACAUGCACACUCCGAAUCUGCAGUUUGUUCCAAGAGAUUUUAAUGUUGACAGUCAAACAGAUUCCAAAAAUGACAAAGAGGAAGACGGCAGCUACACUGAAGAAGAUAUAUUGCAGUAUGGAGUCAGCCUUCGCAAGAUGUUCAUUCCUUCUUCAGGUAGUCUUCUAUUAUCUGCUGAUUAUUCUCAACUGGAACUUCGUAUACUAGCCCACUUAUCUGGUGAUUCAAUUCUGAUCAAAUCUCUCAACAGUGGCGAUGACAUAUUUACUCAAAUUGCAUCUACGUGGAAAAAAAUGCCCAUCGCAUGCGUGUCUGAUGAAAUCAGGCAGCAAGCUAAAAAAAUUUGUUACGGUAUAAUAUAUGGAAUGGGUGCCAAAGCACUUUCUCACCAGUUAAAGACUACAGAAGAUGAAGCUGAGUUUUUUAUGAAGACUUUUAAAGCAUCAUAUCCAGCACUUUCAGAAUACUUGAAGACAAUUGUUGAAAGCUGUCAAGCGCAAGGCUGUGUCUAUACAAUCAAUAAGCGUUGUCGACAAAUAUCACUUAUCAACAGUGAAUUCCCAGGAGAAAGAGCUCAAGCUGAGCGUCAAGCUAUAAACACAACUAUCCAAGGAUCUGCUGCUGACAUCAUUAAGGCAGCCAUGGUAAGGAUUGAGGAGGAACUAACUGCAGCAUUUCCUGACACCUCAGGACCUUGUUUUUCAUCAACAAAAAAAGAUAAAGAAAACAAUUUAUACCAAAGUCCUUUUCGAGGAGGUUUCUUGGUUCUACAUCUGCAUGAUGAAUUAAUAUUUGAAGUGAAUCAAAGCGAUUUGGAUCAAGUAAUGAGAAUAGUGAAAAAUGCAAUGGAGAACACCUGGCAACUGUCUGUAAAACUGCCUGUCAAAGUAAAAGUUGGAACUUCCUGGGGUUCAAUGGAAGAUAUCACGUGA